GCUGUGCGCGCACAGCACAUUUCCUUUUUUCUGAAAAAGAAAGGAGAUAAAAGGAGGCACAAUAAAUGGCGUCAAAGCCACGGGCCUUCGCGAAGGUCUUCCUCCCCGCGCUCCCGCCGCCGCCCCUCCUUACUGCCCCCGUCUUCUCGCGCCGGCCGACGACUCGGGGUGCCGGCGCGGCGGCGAUGUCGGCGGCGGCGCCAGCGCCAGCGCAGGCUCCAAGGAAGUGGGAGGGACUAGUGGACGAGGCGCUCGAGAGGGAGGUGCUGGGAGCGUGCCUGGACCAGGCCCCCGAGCGCCGCCGCAUCCGCGAGGCUUUCAAGAACGUGCAGCUCAGCAUCGACCAUUGCCUCUUCAAGGGACAAUAUAGUGGCAUCGGAACAAAGGAGUCAUAUGAGCGUAACUCUAGGGGGGUGGAGAUUUUCUCAAAAUGCUGGUUUCCAGAGAAUCAUCGCAUGAGAGCAAUUGUUUGUCUUUGCCAUGGUUACGGAGACACAUGUACCUUUUUCCUUGAUGGAGUUGCUAGGAAGAUUGCUUCAGCUGGAUAUGGAGUAUUUGCACUGGACUACCCUGGCUUCGGUCUUUCAGAAGGACUUCAUGGAUAUAUUCCAAGUUUUGAUACUCUUGUUGACGAUGUAGCUGAACACUUUUCUAAGGUCAAAGGAAAUCCUGAAUAUAGAGGCCUCCCGAGUUUUCUGUUUGGUCAAUCUAUGGGUGGAGCAGUUGCAUUGAAGGUUCACUUCAAGCAACCAAAUGAAUGGAAUGGUGCAAUACUGGUUGCACCCAUGUGCAAGAUAGCAGACGAUGUGGUUCCACCAUGGCCCAUUCAGCAAGUUCUAAUUUUUAUGGCCAAACUUCUGCCAAAAGAAAAGCUUGUUCCUCAAAAGGAUUUAGCUGAGUUGGCAUUCAAGGAGAAGAAGAAACAAGAGCAGUGUUCUUUCAAUGUGAUUGCCUACAAGGAUAAACCACGUUUGCGAACAGCUCUGGAGAUGCUGAAAACGACACAAGAGAUAGAAAGGCGUCUGGAAGAGGUUUCUUUGCCCUUGAUCAUUUUGCACGGUGAGGCUGAUUUGGUUACUGACCCAGCGGUUAGUAAGGCUCUGUAUGAGAAAGCUAAGAACCAAGACAAGAAGCUGUGCCUCUACGAAGGUGCAUAUCACGCUAUCUUGGAAGGUGAACCGGACGAGACAAUAUUCCAGGUUCUUGAUGAUAUCAUAUCUUGGCUCGAUCAGCAUUCCACAAGAGAAGAAGGUAUGUCGUCGUGAAUCGGACAGCGCUGUUCACCAGGAUUAGGUGAAUUCAUUUGGCAUUGCUGUAUCCCUUCCGGUUAGGGAUCCCAGAUUCAACGGUUGAGAAAUCCAUUUUUUGACCCUGUAAAAUUCUUAGUUCUGAUUAUUUAUGUGCCUGUCAAGUA
Molecule: messenger RNA, 1414 nt
Organism: Sorghum bicolor (sorghum)
Lineage: Eukaryota; Viridiplantae; Streptophyta; Magnoliopsida; Poales; Poaceae
Product: caffeoylshikimate esterase
Exons: 9
Coding region: 66-1265 (399 amino acids)
Cellular component (GO): membrane
Molecular function (GO): lipase activity
Source: RefSeq, a predicted model, not a curated record